Molecule: messenger RNA, 1212 nt
Organism: Apiotrichum porosum
Lineage: Eukaryota; Fungi; Basidiomycota; Tremellomycetes; Trichosporonales; Trichosporonaceae
Exons: 9
Coding region: 1-1212 (403 amino acids)
Source: RefSeq, a predicted model, not a curated record
AUGCCUAGCUUUACUAUCGGUUUUGAAGAGCCGUUCAUCGUCAGGACCUCAAAGACGUCCCCGCUCAAGUCAAGUCUCCCAACUUAUGACUUUGUGACGCUCAAGCUGCAUUGGACGGAGGUGACCAUGUGGGUCCUUACCACCUAUCGUGACCAGAGGAGCCAGGCCAACCUGUUCUGUUUUGAGAAUGAAGGCCGUCUACCCAAGAAGGGCUCAGUGACUUUCAGCGCCAUCAUUGCCGACCUUGACCGUCGAAUCGGUCCUGAACAAGGUGGAGCCCUUUCUUUCUACCGCUCCAACACCGUGCGCUACGCGUUUAGCGAUGACGAGCUGGUUUCCCACAGAUCGCGACGUGGCACUAUGCACAGGCGUACCGGUUGCUGGGACCCUUCCAUCGACGCCCCAGCACUUGCGCUGGCGCGUGACGUCGCCGCCAAGUUCCUCGGCCUGUCAUCAUCGGCGAUUGUCACGCUCAUGGGAAAUGAUGGCCUCAACAGCCUCUUCUACCCGACCAUCGACCACCCGCUCCACGGCACGCUGGAUGGGUUCCAGAUCGGAGAGCCCAAGACGAUGCUCGUCCGCGGCCUGUUCGGAAUGCCAACCAACAACACUGUCCUCAACGACCAGCGUGCCGUAGAAGCUCUGGUUGUUAAGCACAUUGUCGAACCGGGCCAAGAAAACGAGUACCAGCCUCUCUUGUGGCACGUGGACAGCAACUGGAUGGCCGGUGUCGACAUUCUCAACACCCUGGCCGCCUCAGACGCAACCCCCUUCUCCAACCUCGGCUUUGGCGACGAUGACUGGGCUGGCUGGCAGCGCCUUUGCAGUGAGGAGGUCACCAGUGUCUUCCCGCACGCCCGGCUAGUCUUUAAAGAUUACCGUAGGGUUCUCACGCGACUCGUUGACCUUCUGAUCUCCACGCAUGUCGCGGCCGCUACCGGUACCCAUAACCGGACCGAUCGGGUGUGGAGUAAGAACGAGAUCGUUAUCAUUGCGAGGCAACUUUCUCACCGCACCACCUCUUCCAUCACAUGUGCUUUGACCGACAAGGCGACCGCCAUCGAGGAGGCAUACCACAUCGUGGAGGAGAUCUUGGACAAAAACCCCUUCGGUGCGCUGCGCCCAGGAUUUGACGCGUCCCAUGUCUGGCUCGCGUACGAGAUUGACCUCCUGGUGGACAGGGCUGGCAAGCUGGCCAUUGACCACGAGUGA